Impatiens glandulifera is the source of this 1515-nucleotide messenger RNA. Its product is annotated as phospholipase A1-II 1-like. Gene Ontology annotation, biological process: lipid metabolic process. Gene Ontology annotation, molecular function: glycerophospholipid phospholipase A1 activity. The transcript is spliced from 6 exons. Lineage: Eukaryota; Viridiplantae; Streptophyta; Magnoliopsida; Ericales; Balsaminaceae. The record is from RefSeq and is a predicted model, not a curated record. The coding region runs from base 1 to 1515 and encodes 504 amino acids.
AUGGAGAAUUGGGAAAAUCUUUGUGGUGAGAACAACUGGGAGGGGCUGUUGGAACCAUUGGACGAUAAUCUUCGUCGUCUCAUCAUCCACUAUGGAGAAAUGGUUGAGGCAACCUACACUGCUUACGACUCAGAUGAAAACUCAACGACCGGCUGCAAGUACAAUAAAGAAAACCUCUUCUCUGAGGUCGGCCUAGGAAAAGGUUUUGCGAAGAAAGAGUACACCAUAACACAUUUCAUCUACGCGACAGCCUCAUUCACACCUUUCGACAAGGACACCAACUGGAUGGGGUAUAUCGCAGUUGCCACAGAUGAAAGGAAAAAUGAGCUUGGGAGGAGGGACAUUGUGGUUGCUUGGAGAGGGACAAAGGAGUUGUCAGAGUGGAGUAAAAAUAUGUUGGCUUUGAAGAAACCUGCUUCCAAAAUUUUUGGUCAACAUAGGAGGUCCAUAUGGGAUUCUACGAAAUAUACACAACCCGAGAAUAAGAAAUCAAGGAUGUGUAAGAAGAGUGCGAGGGACCAGGUUCUUGAAGAGGUUGGAAGACUGUUAAAGAAGUAUAAGAAUGAGACAGUUAGGGUGAUUGUGACUGGACAUAGCCUUGGAGGUGCCCUUACAAUCCUAAACGCAGUUGAUAUCGCAAUAAAUGUUUCCCCACAACCACAUGUGACAGCCUUUCCAUUUGCAUGUCCCCAAGUCGGUGGCUCUGAACUUAGGGAUUUCGUUGACAAAUAUAAGGCAAACUUUCACAUCUUACGGAUAGAGAAUAAACCCGACUAUGUCCCCGACCUCCUUCGGAUAGAUAAUGUAUUAGAAAAAUUAUUUCACGAGGUAAAGGAUAAAAUAUAUGACGGCAUUGACUGGAUCAAGAAUUUAAUCAACCUAAAACCCCACCUCCCAAAACACAUUGGUUUUUAUAAGGAUGUCGGAGAAGUGCUAUUAGUGGACACGGAUAAAUCAAAUGACCUAAAAGAAGUGGGAUUAAUAAACUACGUACGAAUGACUCAUGAUAUGGAGAUCUAUCUUCAUGGUGUUUCCGGAACACUUGGAGGAGCAAACGCUGGUUUUAAAAAGGUGGAGAGGGACAUUGCGUUGGUGAACAAGCAUGGUGACUAUCUCGAGGAUUCGCAUGACAUCCCGACCUCUUGGUGGGAUAAGCCCGACAAGGCCAAGAUGAAUUUAUUGAUUUUCCAUUUAGAUAAUAGUUUGGAGUACCUAGGCGAGGAGUUCAAUCAGUUUAUCAAGGAAGAAUGGAUGACACAAGAAGAAGUUAGGAAUGGUGCUCCUCCAAAACUCGACAACCUGAAGGUAUUUGGGUGUGUGGUUUACAUGCACCAACAGGAUGAAAAGCUUGACCCGAGAGUGAAGAAGUAUAAGGUACAAGAUUCAGAGUCGAGAUCGUUUAGAGAAGCGAUGGAGAUCAAGGAGAGAACCGAAUGGAAGCGUUCUAUGGCAGAGGAGAUUCCAUCACUUGACAAAAACAAGAUGUGGGAAGUGGUAGACAAAAUCAAGAAUUAG